This is a messenger RNA of Effrenium voratum, 888 nucleotides long. The record is from the annotation of a GenBank genome assembly. Lineage: Eukaryota; Dinophyceae; Suessiales; Symbiodiniaceae.
AUGGGCAAUGCGCCACCGAUCUCCGCACAGCAGCUGAAGCAGCUGCGGAACAAGUAUGACAAGGACGGCAACGGGGACCUCAGCUGGGAGGAGUUCAAAGCGCUGGCGCUGGAGGUGGGCCAGCUGCAGGGCCUCAAGACGCCCGUCUCCGAGGAGAAGCUGCAGAAGAUCUUCCAAGGGCUGGAUGCAGACUCGAGCGGCUCCGUGAACUUCCAGGAGUUCGAGGCGGCGCACGCCAAGCUCCAGGAGCAGCUGCAAGCAGCUGCCAAGGCUAAGGCCAAGGCCAAGCCUAAGGCAAAAGCUGAGGGCAAGGCCAAAGCCAAGCCGAAGCCCAAAGCCAAGGCGCCGGCUGCGGAUGCUGUGGCCGAAAAUCAGGCCUCCAUUUUCGACUCCCUGCCCGGGUUCGACUCCUUCAUACCUACCAUCGGCGUGCCGGACUUGGGGGUCUCCAGCCUUUUCGCAGAGGACUCGCGGGUGCCGGUGGCCAAAGCCAUCCCCACACCCAAGAAGACCAAGCCCCCGCCGCUGCCGGAGCCACCCCCCGCGCCGCUGAACUCCCAGGCGCCCUGGUCUGCCCAGCUCAAGGCUGCCGACCCGGACUGGUACGACCCCGACGACGCGGAGUUCUCCGGCUCCGACGACUUCCCGGACGUGGGGGAGGUGCCAGAGGAGCCUUCGGCGCCUCCGGCGGCUCCUGCGGCUCCUGCGGCGCCGCAAGCGCCGCCAAAGGCGGAGCCGAAGCCGGAGGCAAAGGCCAAGCCCAAGGCGAAAGGGGAGGCAAAGGCCAAGCCUAAGGCCGAUGCCAAAGCCAAGGCCAAAGUCAAGCCGAAAGCUAAACCGCAAGUCAACCAACUGGGGCAGCUGAAGGACUUCCUGCGGUUGCCUUGA